Echinostoma caproni is the source of this 372-nucleotide messenger RNA. Lineage: Eukaryota; Metazoa; Platyhelminthes; Trematoda; Plagiorchiida; Echinostomatidae. The record is from the annotation of a GenBank genome assembly.
AUGCCGUCGGAACUACCGACCACCACAGUUUUCAGUUCCGUGCCUCAUCCAGUCCCUCAGACCACAUCGAGUAUGACUCCAGUACCCAGAUCGACGGAUGUGGAUUCGGAUCGAUUCACUCAGAGCGGACCACACUAUCCGGUUACAAUUUAUUCUCCCCAAUUAGGUCGUCAUUUUACCCUAUCCAGUAGGGCUAAUUUGUGCGGAAUGCGGGUAUCACGUGGCUUUACACCACCGGGUAGUGUGGCCCGGCGUAUGCCUGUUUCGAAACUGAUUACAGCAACCAAGUUUAGCUCGUGUACUAAUUCUCCACUGGCAACACAUAAACCGGUCACCGAGAAUGUGAAUGGUCAGAGUGCCACUCAUGAGUGA